UUUCUAACCAAUUAUGGAAUUUAAAUGUGUUUUUUCCUUUUUUAGAUAAGAAUAUAUUGUCAAUUGCCACGUGAAGUAUAUACGUACAAAUAUGAGCCACCCAUAUAGAGGAUAAGAGUGAAGGGAAGUCCAAAGUUUUAGAAGGAUGAUGAGUGGAAAAGGAAAGGUGGUGUGUGUGACAGGUGGUUCUGGUUUUAUUGCUUCAUGGAUUAUUAAGUUUCUCCUCCAACGUGGUUAUACUGUGAGAGCGACCGUUCGAGAUCCAAGUAAUGCUAAAAGGGUGGACCACUUGUUUAAACUUGAUGGUGCAAAGGAGAGGUUGCAACUCUUCAAAGCAGAUCUGUUGGAACAAGGUUCCUUUGACACUGCUGUCAAGGGAUGUGACGGUGUCUUUCAUACUGCUUCACCUGUUAGUUGUACCGCAGACAACCCACAGGCUGAGUUGAUUGAUCCGGCGGUGAAGGGAACUCUUAAUGUUCUUAGAUCAUGUGCGAAAUCACCAUCUGUGAAACGGGUUGUCUUAACUUCUUCUAUUGCUGCAGUUUCAAUAAGCACAAGGCCCAAGAAUCCACAAGUCAUAAUUAAUGAGACAUGGUUUUCAGAUCCAGAUUUCUGUAGGGAAUUACAGUUAUGGUACCCACUUUCAAAGACUUUGGCUGAGGUUGCUGCCUGGGAAUUUGUAAAUGAAAACAAGAUUGACAUGGUUGUUAUGAACCCAACGAUGGUUGUUGGUCCUCUCUUACAACAUGAGGUUAACGAAAGUGUUCAACCACUUAUAGACAUAAUAAAUGGUAAACCUUUCCCAAAUUAUGUUUAUGGAUGGGUGAAUGUGAAAGAUGUUGCCAACGCCCAUAUUAACGCAUAUGAGAUUGCUUCAGCUAGUGGAAGAUAUCUUUUGUGUGAAAGAGUCUUACACUGUUCAGAACUUGCUAAGGUUUUACGCGAUUUGUAUCCAACAUUACAAAUUUCAGACAAGUGUGAGAAUGAUGAGCCAUACAAGCCAAAAUAUCAGAUUUCCAAGGAAAAGGCUAAGAGUUUGGGAAUUGAGUUUAUUCCUUUGGAAAUCAGUCUCAAGGAAAUUGUGGAAUGCUUCAAAGGGAAAAAGAUUGUCGACUUUUAAUCCUCCGCCGCGAUAGAAUAAAAUGUUGACAACAUAUUUAUGUUGUUGUGAACUCUGCAAAAAUAAAAACUAUUAUCUAUGUUGGAUCACAAGUUUGAUAUUUGAGAUCUGCUUGCUUGCUUGCAACAUUUUGUUUUCUUUGGUCUUUUCUAUUUGGUUGUCAAUUCAAGCUUUUAUUUGGAAUAUGAGUGUGUCAACUGUUUUGCUUCUCUA
Messenger RNA from Lathyrus oleraceus (garden pea), 1333 nucleotides. RefSeq names its product phenylacetaldehyde reductase. NCBI's taxonomy places the organism in Eukaryota, Viridiplantae, Streptophyta, Magnoliopsida, Fabales, Fabaceae. Bases 146 to 1120 code for a protein of 324 amino acids. The record is from RefSeq and is a predicted model, not a curated record. Gene Ontology annotation, molecular function: oxidoreductase activity, acting on the CH-OH group of donors, NAD or NADP as acceptor. The transcript is spliced from 6 exons.